AUUCUAGAUGUGUCUGUGGAGCUUAGGAGAAGGACCUUCUUCGAGAACUGGAGAAGGCACCACCCCUAUUCUGACGCAAUCUUACCAGUCCCUUUCUCAUUCAUCCACCCCAGGCCUAAAGCAGGUGAUCUGAUAAGAGGUGGUAGUUUUAAGCACUCUGCUGAGAAAAGAACGCUUAACUGGUCAGUUACAGCUCCUCUGUCAGAGGUUUCCUACUAAUAUAGCAGCACCGGGGUGUCUUCAGCAUUUCUUCCAGAGACCAAUUGAGUCGCACGUUACCACAUACACUUUGAGUCACUUUGCAGAAGAUUCAGAAUGUCUGAUUCCACCUCCAUCGGGGAGUUUAGCGGGACACAUCAAGCCUUUCGAGACCGCUGGGCGAAGACAGAUGAUGAGAUGUGCAAACACAGUAUGUCUUUCCACUUGCACAAUACUCUGAGGAGGGAGUUCUUCGCCAGCUACCUGUACCUCCUGGAGAAGAUUCCUCUGGUGAAACUCUAUGCAGUGACUUGUGAGUACAUUAAAGGGGAGAAGCAGUUUUACUACAGGGCACAGAACUUCUACAAGGACGUCCCGGCGUCAGAAGAGGGCAUGAUGGGAGAUUUUUUGGAGAUAUCUGAGAUUGACCUUGAAGGCUCAAGACAGUUCCUGAAGAAAUUUGUUGGUCCAGGAAAGGCUGGCACCAAGCGAGCACUAGACUGUGGCUGUGGAAUCGGGAGAGUUUCUAAAGGAGUUCUGUUUCCUGUGUUUGAAUCCAUGGAGAUGCUUGACAUGAUGGAAGAUUUCAUCCUCCACGCUCAUGAGUGUUACCUCGGAGAUUACGCAGACCGGGUGGAGGCCUACUACCUUUACAAUCUGCAGGAAUUCACCCCAGCUUCAAACAGAUACGAUGUCAUCUGGAUGCAGUGGGUUACCUGUCAUCUUACUGAUAAGGACCUGAUGGAAUUUUUAAUGAGUGCUAAGGAGAGCUUGAGGCCCAAUGGUGUGAUUAUCAUUAAGGAUAACAUGGCACGGCAGGGCUGCAAGCUGGACCCGAUUGACAGCAGCAUCAUUCGCCACCUGGACAUCAUGAAGAGCAUCAUUCAGAAAGCAGGCCUCUCCAUACUGGACGUUGAAAAGCAGGAAGGCUUUCCUGAGGCCAUCGUACCUGUAUGGAUGAUCGCCAUGCACUAAAUGAAAGACAUAGAAGCAGAGAGUGUUUUCAGAUGGAUGUGUUGUACAUGCACUUAGGUACAGUAGUAGUUAUAUAUUAUAAAUACAUAGUAUGUUUUAUCCCAUUUACCAACUAACAUGUCAGAGUGUAGUAAUUUCAGUUAAUGAACAUCUGUUUUUCAGAACAUCAAAGUUUUAUUUUUCCAGUAGCUUUUGCCAUUUUCAGACUGCUGUCAUUGUGUGUAGUUUCUACUCA
This is a messenger RNA of Rhinichthys klamathensis goyatoka, 1408 nucleotides long. RefSeq names its product N-terminal Xaa-Pro-Lys N-methyltransferase (gene ntmt2). The transcript has 4 exons. Gene Ontology annotation, molecular function: N-terminal protein N-methyltransferase activity. Gene Ontology annotation, cellular component: cytoplasm. Lineage: Eukaryota; Metazoa; Chordata; Actinopteri; Cypriniformes; Leuciscidae. The coding region runs from base 316 to 1173 and encodes 285 amino acids. The record is from RefSeq and is a predicted model, not a curated record. Gene Ontology annotation, biological process: N-terminal protein amino acid methylation.